AACUAUAAUGCUUGAAGCGGUCAAUGCGUGCAUGCACACGCACGCGCACUGUGAGCUCGAUCCGUCGUCAUCGCCAUGGGCCGCAGUGCAAUAGCGGCGAUCGCGAUGGUGUUUCUGUCGCGAGGGAUUCAGGGCUUCGACAUGUUUCUCCUUGUUCUCGAGGCAGGCCAAGUCAAAAGUAUUCUGCAAAGAUCCUCCAUCAACCAGUGCUGCUACCCGCCGAGAUUCGCUGCCAAUUUUACGCUCCACGGCCUGUGGCCCGUCUCCAACGCCACAUCUCUUCCGGAGUACUGCGACUCCACGCCAUACAACGCCUCCCAGGUUUGCUCUUAUUAGAUCAGCGCUGCAUGAUACUUCCAGAUCGAUUGGCAACACAGAUUGCCGACUUGAUGCCCGAGCUUCGCUCGCGGUGGCCCUCUCUCACAUGCCCGCAGAGCAACGGCGACGAUUUCUGGGAGCACGAGUGGGAGGCCCACGGAAGCUGCGCCUUCGCGGAUGAUCACGACUACUUCGCCACGACGCUGCGGCUGCGGGACAUGAUCCACCCGCUGGCGGAUCUGGGCGCCGCCGGGAUCGUGCCCAAUGGGAGCAGCUACGCCGCCGACUCGAUCCUCCGCGCGCUGCACACGCGCACGAUUCUCGAGUGCAGCAGCAGCGGGAGCAGGGAUUACCCGCAGCUGUACCAGAUCUACUACUGCGUCGACAGGAACGCCACCGGAUUCGUGGAUUGCCCAGCCGUCUCGUCGGAGGGGUGUUCUUCGCGCGUCGCGUUUCUAGGGCUCCCCACUGAAUGAUUCAAGGAAUAUCCGCCCCGUUUAUUUUAUAGUAGUUAAUUAAUCAGUCUUUGCUCUUCA
Molecule: messenger RNA, 854 nt
Organism: Selaginella moellendorffii
Lineage: Eukaryota; Viridiplantae; Streptophyta; Lycopodiopsida; Selaginellales; Selaginellaceae
Product: ribonuclease 1-like
Exons: 2
Coding region: 24-794 (256 amino acids)
Biological process (GO): RNA catabolic process
Cellular component (GO): extracellular region
Molecular function (GO): ribonuclease T2 activity; RNA binding
Source: RefSeq, a predicted model, not a curated record